This is a messenger RNA of Erpetoichthys calabaricus (reedfish), 2251 nucleotides long. Its product is annotated as tripartite motif-containing protein 16-like. The transcript is spliced from 6 exons. Gene Ontology annotation, molecular function: protein binding; zinc ion binding. The record is from RefSeq and is a predicted model, not a curated record. Lineage: Eukaryota; Metazoa; Chordata; Cladistia; Polypteriformes; Polypteridae. The coding region runs from base 41 to 1720 and encodes 559 amino acids.
GUGUCGCUUCCUUGUUUGUCUGCCUCUCCUCAGACUGACGAUGGCUGAAGCCCAACUGUGUGAAUUAUGGGAUGAGAUCAACUGCUCGGUGUGUCUGGACACCCUGACUGACCCCGUGUCACUGUAUUGUGGUCACAGUUUCUGUCUGAAGUGUUUAACAAACUACUGGGAUCAGAGCCAAGAGUGCAGCUGUCCUCAGUGCAGAGAGGCCUUCACCACGAGGCCUGCACUGCACAUAAACACUGUGCUGAAUGAAGUUAUCAAGAAACUAAAGAAGACAGGACUCAUUCCUCAUCCGCUUUCAUUUCAAAAUUAUGCCGGCCCUGGAGCCGUGGAGUGUGACAUCUGCACUGGGAAGAAGUUCAGAGCGGUGAAGUCCUGUCUAACCUGCAUGGCCUCUUUCUGUCAGACUCACCUGCAGCCUCACUAUGAAGUUGCGGCCUGGAAGGAUCACAAGCUGGUUGAUCCUGAUAGAAAUUUGAAGGAGAAACUCUGUGGAAAACAUCACAAAAGUCUGGAGAUAUUCUGUAAAACUGAUGAGACAUACAUCUGCAUGAUGUGUGUGGUGACUGGACAUAAAAAUCAUGAAAUGGUCGAGCUGGAGACUGAAAGAGAAGAAAAACAGAAACAGCUGGGGGCGACACUGAGUGACAUCAAGAGGAGACUUCAUGAGAGAGAGAAAACACUGAAGGAGACGAGGAGGGCGAUGGACAAGAUGAAGCUCUCUGUGGAAAAAGAAGUGCAGGAACAUGAGAAGAGCUUCACUGAUCUGAUUCACUGCAUCAAGCAAGCCUGCAGCAAAGUCACUGAGAGGAUCAGAGAACAAGAAAAGAGUGAAACGGAGAAGGCUGAAGGAGUCAUGGAGCGACUGGAGAAGGAGAUUGAAGAGCUGAAGAGGAGAGAAGCUGAGCUGAAGGAGCUUUCAGAGACCAAGGACCAUCUCCACUUCCUGCAGACUUUCUCAUCUCACUCUCUCCUGAGUGAUGAUGGAGACUUGCUGAGCUUCACUGUCGCUGCUGACUUCUCUUCUGAGGGCCUGAGAAAUGAGCUGUCCAGUCUGAAGAAGAGUCUGGAGAAGAUCAGCCAGUGGGACUUCAUGACAAGGACUCCAUCAGGUCAUGAAGCUGCAAUCUUCACCCUCCAGCCUCCUGAACCUCAGAGCAGAGAGGAGUUUUUACAAUAUUCUUGUCCACUCACACUGGACAUCAACACGGCACACAGGUGGCUCUGUCUGUCUGAAGGGAACAAGAAGGUGACUUGUGAUGACACAAAGCACUGUUAUGGUACUUAUAAGAGUUUCGACUGCUGGGAGCAAGUUCUGUGUAGAGAGGCCCUGAAUGGGAAUCGCUUUUACUGGGAGGUGGAGUGGACUGGAAAAAGUAUAGCAAUUGGAGUGGCAUAUGAAGGAAUGAGCAGGGAAGGACUGGGCAGGGAGUGUGGCCUUGGAUACAAUGACAAGUCCUGGAGUUUGUACCGUUCUGAUUCUCAGUAUUUUGUGUGUCACAACAACAAGGAGACUCUAAUCAGCGCCCCCUACAGCCCCAGAAUAGGUGUGUAUCUGGACUGGCCUGCUGGCUCUCUGUCAUUUUAUAGCGUCUCACACACAAUGACCCUCCUGCACAGGUUCAACACCUCCUUCACUGAGCCCCUCUAUCCAGGGUUUUGGGUUUGGUUUAACUCCAGUGUAACAAUCAGCCAACUCAGGCCUUGUGACAAGUGACCAGCAUCCUCUGCUAGUUACUUAAUCUCUACAAAAUUGGAGGUCCUCUUUUGUGUCUGUAGCUUGAGAUCAAAAUGAAUUCUGCAAGAUGGAGGUUUGGAAGGGUGAGGAAUAGGGUUUGGCACCUUUGAGUCUGAAUCUGGAGAUGAAAAUUAUGUUUGGGCUCUUGGGUGCUCUCCUGGUUUAGUUUGCAUGUAUCAAAUUGAUUCCAGUAUGUCCAGUAAGGUGCUGACAGGACUACUUAUGUCAUUAUACUCAAAAGUUAAAUAUGGUGUCCUGCAGACCUCAAUAGUUGAACUGUCAUUUUUUUCACUUUAUGUCACAUUAAUUUCCACAUGUGUGCUGAUGACACCCAGCUAGGCCUUAGUUUUAAACCCAAUAACAUACUGUAUCUUUUUUUUUUUUUUUUUUAUUUAUUAAUGUUAUUGUAAUCAUUCCAUACAAAUAGAUCAAUUUAUACAAAAAAGAAUUGAAGACAAAUCAAACCCCACCCUUGAGAAGGAGAGCAUGGCCAAAGGAGAAUUGCUUAGG